Messenger RNA from Sander lucioperca (pikeperch), 1416 nucleotides. Its product is annotated as transmembrane protein 176B-like. Gene Ontology annotation, cellular component: membrane. The transcript has 7 exons. The coding region runs from base 228 to 974 and encodes 248 amino acids. Lineage: Eukaryota; Metazoa; Chordata; Actinopteri; Perciformes; Percidae. The record is from RefSeq and is a predicted model, not a curated record.
AUUUACAUUUAUCAUUGUGUUUAGCGAAAUAAUCAACAAAGGGUUAAGUUUCUUUAUAUUUUCCAGAUAAGGGGAGGUACUUCUGGUAAGCUGUCUCUUCUUCCUGAUUUCAGAACAAUAACAACUGCGCAACAGCCAUACAAUCGGCCAGACUUUGUCAGGCAGAGUAUUCGUUCAGGUUGUUCUUCUCCUCUAACAGACACAAACAUUCUACAGGAGCAGGCAAGAUGUCUGUGACCAUGACCAAGGCCGAUGGGAUCACAGUGUUCACUGUGACCUCUGACCCCCAAAGUGUUUAUCCUCCUCUGUGUCAAAUCCUCAAAAGCCUUUGCUACAGCCCUGUGUGCUGCUCUGUGUCUCAGCACCUGAGAAGGGUCCAGAGGACUUCUCAGUCAGUACUGGGGGCUCUGCACAUUAUGGUUGGGUUGCUCAACAUCUGCCUUGGAACGAUACUCAUUUGCAGUCUAAGUGGCUAUGUAAUGGAUUCAACCGGAUUUCCUUUUUGGCUUGGAGGAUUGUUUAUUUUGUUUGGCUCCAUUGGCAUUUUGUCUGAGAAGUACCCCAGUCCAUGUCUGGUCAUCAUCAAUGUGAUCCUGAAUCUAGCAGGAGUUGCUUUUGCCAUUACAGGCAUCGUACUCUACAGCAUAAAUAUGGAGAGCAUUUACAUGUGGUGGAUGUGUGACGACGAUAAUUACUAUUCAGGCUACAGCAGACAGACUACAACUCCUACUCCUGGGAAGGACAUCAUGAGGGAGAAAUGCUUGGAGGGCAAAGAACUGGCUCUGAUGCUUUUGAGAAGCAUGAAUGUUGUGCUGAUUGUCCUGUCAGCCCUGGAGCUCUGCCUCACCAUCAGCUCUGCCGUCAUGGCGAUCAAGGCUCUAAAGAGCAGUGGGAAGGGAGAAAAGGAGAAGACUGGUGACCCAGAACUCUACAAACCACUGCUGGAGGAAGUCACCUGUAACCCCACAGUCUGAAUGAAAAUAUCUGCUUUGUGCUCUGAGUUACCGAGUAUAAUCCUGUGCAUUUAUACCACUGACUGUAUAUCUAUGUAAUGUCAGUUAUUUAGUCAAAUUGAGGUGGUAUGCUUAAAAAUACUUGCACUUAUAUUUUCAUGAUGAGUAUGAUUUUUCUAUCGAAUAAUGUGCCUUACGGUCAGCUUGUGUAGGUAAAAGGGAGGUUCAUGAAUGUGAGUAUGUGACAUUGAUGGACAGAUACGUUUUUUGUUUGCUAUUUUACAAUAUUAAGUCAUGUUAAAAAAAAAAAAAAAUCAAAACUGUUCAAACGUGUUGUUUGUGCUUCUGCUGUGUACUUUAUAAUAAACCUUAAAGCCUGACACGAAAAUGAAUCGGUUUAAUAACUAGUUGUGCUCUUUGUGUACAAAUAAUAAUCCGUAAUUAUUAAAGUGCUCAUAUUAUG